AACAAAUAAUUUGUAGAAAUGGAAGAGAAAGUAAGAUCGAACAGUGAAGGUGGUGAAAGUAGUGCUCAGCAGGAUAAUGACAACGGGGAGCAAUCUGAUUACGAAGAUGCAGCAGAGAACUUAGAAGAAGAGGAACAGAUGGAAAUGGACGAAGAUAACGACUCACUAGAACAAGAACGUGAGAUUGAACGCGUAGCAGCAGAGUAUGCAGAACAAGAACGUGAGAUUGAACGCGUAGCAGAAGAGUAUGCAGAACAAGAACGUGAGAUUGAACGAAUGGCAGAAGCUGAAGCUGCUGAGGAAGCAUGGAUCGAGAGACAGGUAGAUGCUGCAGCAGAACAGGUAGAUGCUGCAGCAGAACAGGUAGAUGCUGCAGCAGAACGCACCCAGCAGCAGGUAGAUGCUGCAGCAGAACGCACCCAGCAGAGGAUCGCCAAUGCUGAGCAAGCUCAGGAGCUGGAUCGUGUGGAUUACGAUAUUGCUAUACCUUCCCAGCAUUCCUACCUUGAUAUGGCUUUGACACGAGUUGAAGGUUACAACUAUUGGUUGGAAGGCCAUCACGUGAACUUGUACAUAAUACCACUUGACGUUAUUGUAAUACCAGGACAAAGUCUUCCUCUCAGAAUAAGACAAAGUACCCUGCAGUUUGCCAUGGUCCGAGCUCUUCUUGACACCAAUCAGAAGACAUUUGGCGCUGUUUACCUUCCCGCAGAACGGGAGACUUUGGUGCUCGAUCGCAGUUGGUCACAAAUCGGUGUAACAGUUCAAAUUGUGGAGGUUUCAGAUGAGACACCCAAUGAAAUUGUGCUCAAGUGCAAAGGUAGACAAAGGUUCAAGACGAUUUCCACACAACGGAGGACACCUAUCCUCCACGCCAAAGUCAAGAUCCUAGCGGACCACAUUCCGGACAGAUUAUACGAUCCACUGGGGAAGUUACGUGAUUCCUUUAAGUUAAGCUCGCAUCCCACAUGGCUGUAUAAGAGUCACGAUGUGUACACCAUUGUGGGGGUAAUAAAGGAAGAGAUUGCACGCUACAGUCCCUUGAUCAAAGUAAACGUUGCCCCGGUUCAGCCUGACAUGUUUUCCUACUGGCUCAUCAGUGCAAUGCCCUUCAAAUUCAACCAGAGAGCGGAGAUGUUACGAGAGAAUAACCUGGUAGUGCGUCUGAAGUCCCAGCUGGACCACAUCAAGGAACUAAACCAGUUUGACUAUUGUUGCCAGCUUUGUGGUAAAGAUAUUAUUAACUCUAGCCGGCUUGUCUCCAUGUCAGCAGACGGUUCCUUCUUUGUUAAUCCCCAAGGUUUCGCUUUUGAGCUGAUCACAGCAUACAGUGUACAACACGCCAUAGCAGACGGGGUGCCCACCACACAAGACUCAUGGUUUCCUGGAUACGCCUGGAGUUAUCUCAAGUGUCUUAGGUGUGAUAGUUUUCUGGGUUGGAAGUUCACUGCAGUUGUUGAGGAGACCCAGCCACGAAUCUUUUACGGAAUUCAGCGGAAAGUUGUCAGGGUGCUCAGACACAGCGAAGUCGAACCUGAACCAGAAGAAGAUAUUACUGACAUUAAUUUCGGCAGAGAUCGAAUAAUUUAUGACGCGGACGGAAACUACCCCAGAUACAUAUAAAUCAUCUGAUAACUCUCAAAUACUUUUCAUCAUCAUCUGAAUAUUACUGUCUCCUGGUGAGACGAAUAUAUCAAAUAAUUAUUAUCUGGGUUUACCAAUCAGGGGAGAUUUUAUCACCGAGAAGUGAGAACAGAUAUUUGGUUUGUCUCUAAGUUUUACCAACAAAAAACAUGCAGAAACAAUUCUCAGCAGGACGAUGAAUCAAUAAGAAUCAAACUUUACAUUCAAUUUACAUUUAAACUUGUAAUUGUUCAGGGAUCGAGAUUCAAGUCUAAAUUAACAGCAUUUCAGUUUUAUUUUAUAGGAUUUGCAGAGGGCAGGUUAUUUAUUUUAUUUAAUAUUUUAAACACUUUUAUUUUGUCAACUAAAGUUAUAUGCGCAGAUAUGUUGCUUAUACCUUCGAUAUCUUGGACUUUGGUCAAUUUUAAAAUAACAAGAAGGUAAUUUGAUCGCGUCACGUACUCAAUUAAUCCUAAUAAUCUUAUACAAAUUUAUAAAUCGCAACAUCAAACUCUUCUUCGAUCAAUAUCAUUAAAUAUCAUAACUUCUUGUACAGCAUGUCUCAUUAUAUUGCUCUCUUAUUGGGUGAUAUUAUAGCACGAUAAUCAAGUUAGUCAGCAUUUUGGUAAUGCAAAUUAAACGGUUCUUUAUCUUAUUGUUGUUACUUGUAAUCAAUUAAAGCUCCUUCAUUAUCGUUUGUGAGAUCGUGCAUACUGUCGAGAUAUUUGUUUUUCUUCUAUAUGGGUGCUUUUCGUUUCUAAGGAAAUUAAAACGUUCGAUUGUUUUUAACACUUCAUCUAACAUAGGUUUAGAUAAUUUGAAGAUGUACGAAUUGUAAACAUUAUUGUAAAGUUUUCUCGUGAUCGUUCAAAGUUAACUGUUUAAUUA
Messenger RNA from Bolinopsis microptera, 2511 nucleotides. RefSeq names its product protein cereblon-like. Bases 19 to 1623 code for a protein of 534 amino acids. Gene Ontology annotation, cellular component: Cul4A-RING E3 ubiquitin ligase complex. The record is from RefSeq and is a predicted model, not a curated record. Gene Ontology annotation, biological process: protein ubiquitination. NCBI's taxonomy places the organism in Eukaryota, Metazoa, Ctenophora, Tentaculata, Lobata, Bolinopsidae. The transcript has 12 exons.